AUGGACAAGCUGGCGGCCGGGCUGGCCGGGCUGCGUUGGAGCCUGGGCGCCUUCCCGCUCGACCUCAUCGUCAGCCGCUGCCGCCUGCCCACGCUCGCCUGCCUCGGCCCAGGGGAGUACGCGGAGGGAGUCAGCGAGCGCGACAUCCUGCUCAUCCAUUCCUGUCGCCAGUGGACCACGGUGACAGCGCACACGCUGGAGGAGGGCCACUACGUCAUUGGGCCCAAGAUUGACAUCCCCCUGCAGUACCCAGGGAAGUUCAAGUUGCUGGAGCAGGCCCGUGAUGUGCGGGAGCCAGUGCGGUACUUCAGCAGCGUCGAAGAGGUGGCCAGUGUCUUCCCUGACCGCAUCUUUGUCAUGGAGGCCAUCACGUUCAGCGUCAAGGUGGUGUCGGGCGAGUUCAGCGAGGACAGCGAGGUGUACAACUUCACGCUGCACGCGGGCGACGAGCUGACGCUCAUGGGCCAGGCGGAGAUCCUGUGCGCCAAGAGCCCCAAGGAGCGCUCGCGCUUCACCACGCUGCUGCGCAAACUGGGCCGCGCGGGCGCGCUGGCGGCGGGCGUGGGGGGCGGCCCAGGGGCCCCGGGGUCCGCGGGGGGCGGCGGGGGCGCGCGGCCCCUCAAGGGCAAGAUGCCCUGCCUCAUCUGCAUGAACCACCGCACCAACGAGAGCCUCAGCCUGCCCUUCCAGUGCCAGGGCCGCUUCAGCACGCGCAGCCCAUCGGAGCUGCAGAUGCAGGAGGGCGAGCACACGGUGCGGGCCAUCAUCGAGCGCGUGCGGCUGCCCGUGAACGUGCUGGUGCCCAGCCGGCCGCCGCGCAACCCCUACGACCUGCACCCGGUGCGGGAGGGCCACCGCUACAAGCUGGUGAGCAUCAUCUCCAAGACCGUGGUGCUGGGGCUGGCCCUGCGCCGCGAGGGCCCCGCGCCCCUGCACUUCCUGCUGCUCCCCGACACCCCGCGCUUCGCGCUGCCCCAGGGCCUGCUGGCCGGGGACCCCCGCGUCGAGCGCCUGGUGCGGGACAGCGCCUCGUACUGCCGCGAGCGCUUCGACCCCGACGAGUACUCCACCGCCGUGCGGGAGGCGCCCCCCGAGCUGGCCGACGACGGGGCCAGCCCCCGCCGCGCGCGCCUCUGCUUGCCCGCGCCCCCGGCCCCGGCCCCCCGUGCGCCCCCGACCCCUGCUGACCAGGACUACGCGAGUCCCGAGCCCGCCGCCGCCGCCUCCGAGAUCCCCUACGAGGAGCUGUGGGCGCAGCAGGUGGCCCCCGACGCUCCCCGGACCCUGCCCGGGCCCGAUCUCAUCUCCUUCGGGGCCACCGGGCCUCCCCCGCGCCUGGAGCCCGCUGCCGAGGCGCCUCCCGUGCCCCCCAAGUCCGAGGCGGUGAAAGAAGAGUGCCGCCUGCUCAACGCCCCGCCCGUGCCCCCACGGGGUGGCAAUGGCUGUAGCUGGCUGUCCAGCAGCCCCCCGGUACCCCCACGCUUCCCCAAGCUGCAGCCUGUCCACUCCCCCAGCUCCAGCCUCUCUUACUACUGUUCCGGCCUCCAAGAUGGGGUUGGCUCCCGCAGUGGCAGUGGCUCGCCCUCGCCUGAUGCCUACUCCCUCUACUGCUAUCCAUGCUCCUGGGGAGACUGCAAGGCGGGGGAGUCAUCCAGUCGCCAGGGGCCCGGGGCCUUUCCGUCCACCACGCAACCCAGCCAGGUGGCCAGAGCCCUUGCGGAGCCCCUGAGCGGCCGACCUGCCUCACUCUUGGGGGCCGACACCCCUGCCAAGGCCUACCACAGCUGCCCGCCUCUCUUCAAGUCCUCGCACCCCCAGAAACGCUUUGCUCCAUUUGGUGGGCUCAACCCCUUUUCUGGGCCUGCUGCUACCUCAGGAACCCCGGCUACCUCCAAUGCUGCAUAUUCCCCAGGCCCAGGCUCCCCAGGCCAGGCCUACAGCACGGCUCCCGCCUCCUCCUGCCCCACCUCAUCCUCUUCUUCCUCCGAGUGGCAGGAGCCGGUCCUGGAGCCCUUUGAUCCCUUUGAGUUGGGGCAGGGCUCUUCUUCGGAGCCCGAAUUGCUUCGCUGCCAAGAGCCCAGGGCUGUGGGGGCUCCUGGGCCUGGACCCCGCCUCUCACCCCUUGGACCUCCCAAGGUCUUUGAACCUGCUUCCUUGUCACCAGCGGCAGCCCUGCAGGGGUCGGAACCUGGGGCUGGCCCCAGAGUCCUCCUUCCACCAACGCGCCUGGAAGGGCCUCCUGCCAGUCCCCGGGAAGGGGCAGCGUCCUGGCAGCCACCCGCAGACCUGUCUGCGCUGUCCCUGGAGGAGGUGUCACGAAGCCUGCGCUUCAUCGGGCUCUCGGAGGACGUGGUCACCUUCUUCGCCCGGGAACGCAUCGAUGGCAGCAUCUUUGUGCAGCUCAGCGAGGACAUCCUGGCAGACGACUUCCACCUCACCAAGCUUCAGGUCAAGAAGAUCAUGCAGUUCAUCAAAGGCUGGCGCCCCAAGAUCUGAGGCAUUCCUGGCAGCCACACUGCUAGCAUGAGACCCAGCCAGACCCAGCUCUGCUCCCCCGAAGUUCAAAUGGGAGGUGAUGUCAGAACUAAGGCUGCCAGGAGCUGUGGGGGACGCUGGGGUUGGAGGCCCACUGGGGCUAGGAGGGGCUUGUCUGAGGUAGGCAGGAUCAGAGGAGGCAAUAUUGCUUGUGUCUGGGGCCUGAUGAUGCCUUUACACUUUCUGUAGAAGGGACACCCACUUCCUUACAUUAUGUACCUCUCAAGUUGAAGUCCAGCUGGGAGCAGAGGGAGGAUGGUUGGGACAUAAGCACAGGUUCUCCAAGUGCCUGUCUGGCAGGUGGGAAGCCAUGGCCACCCUGGUGCGGGCAGCCUGUGCUCUGCUCUGUCUGCACUGUGAGGGACACAGAGCACCGGCCUAUGACCCUGGGGCCCCAACUUGCCUUGCAUGGAGUCUCUGUCCCAGCCCGGUGAACAUGCUGUGAACCUGUGGUGCCCUUGACUCAUUUCAGGUCCCUGGCAUAGGGUGGGUGGGCAGCAGCUCACUCCUGCACAGGUCACCACGGUGAACGGGUUCUGGCCUCAUGAGCUGCUUGGCUCCCACCUAGAACUACUCGUCAGGCCCAGGGCUUGGCCUUCCAGGGCCUAUCUCAGUAUUUAUUUCCUUCAAUCCUCUCCUGGGUGCCACCACACUGGUGCUGGGGCCCAGGGAGGCAGCACGGCUGUGCAAAGGGGCCUGAAGGUUCUUCCUUGCUGACUGCUGGUGAAUCCUCAAGGGACGGUGAAAUAAAGAGUGCUGGGAAACA
This is a messenger RNA of Suncus etruscus (white-toothed pygmy shrew), 3301 nucleotides long. It is a transcript of the gene GAREM2, whose product is annotated as GRB2 associated regulator of MAPK1 subtype 2. Lineage: Eukaryota; Metazoa; Chordata; Mammalia; Eulipotyphla; Soricidae. The record is from RefSeq and is a predicted model, not a curated record. The coding region runs from base 1 to 2496 and encodes 831 amino acids. The transcript is spliced from 6 exons.